AUGAACAGCAACUCGUCCCCGCUGGUAGCGGCGCAGCUCUGCUUCCCCGACGUGAACGGGUCCUGCGUGAAAGCGCCCUACUCGCCCGGGCCCCGGGUGCUUCUCUAUGCGGUGUUUGGCUCUGGCGCUGUGCUGGCUGUCUUGGGAAACCUCCUGGUCGUGACUUCCAUCCUCCACUUGAGGCAGCUGCACUCACCCACCAAUUUCCUGAUCGCCUCUCUGGCCUGCGCCGACUUCCUGGUGGGCGUCACUGUGAUGCCCUUCAGCAUGGUCAGGUCGGUGGAGAGCUGCUGGUACUUCGGGAGGAGUUUCUGCACUUUCCACACGUGCUGCGAUGUGGCGUUCUGCUACUCUUCUCUCUUCCACCUGUGUUUCAUCUCCGUCGACAGGUACAUUGCGGUCACCGAGCCCCUGGCCUAUCCCGCCAAGUUCACAGUGUCUGUGUCGGGCGUUUGCAUUGUUGUCUCUUGGAUGCUGCCCCUGGUAUACAGCGGAGCUGUGUUUUACACAGGUGUCUAUGACGACGGGCUGGAGGAAUUAUCCAGCGCCCUCAACUGCGUAGGAGGUUGUCAGGUAGUCGUCAAUCAAAACUGGGUGCUGAUCGAUUUUCUAUCCUUCUUAAUACCUACCUUUAUUAUGAUAAUUCUGUAUAGUAAUAUAUUUCUUGUGGCUAGACAACAGGCUAAAAAGAUUGAAAACACUGGUAACACAGGGGAAUCAUCCUCUGAAAGUUACAAAGCCAGAGUAGCCAAGAGAGAGAGAAAAGCAGCUAAAACCCUGGGGAUUACGGUGAUAGCAUUUAUGAUCUCCUGGCUGCCGUACAGCAUUGAUUCGUUAAUCGAUGCUUUUAUGGGCUUCAUCACGCCCGCCUAUAUUUAUGAGAUUUGUGUUUGGUGCGCUUAUUACAACUCAGCCAUGAAUCCUUUGAUUUAUGCUUUAUUUUACCCAUGGUUUAAGAAAGCUAUUAAGGUUAUUCUCAGUGGUCAUAUUUUCAAGAACAGUUCGGCAGCCAUGAAGUUAUCCUCAGAAUGA
Messenger RNA from Octodon degus (degu), 1032 nucleotides. Its product is annotated as trace amine-associated receptor 6. The record is from RefSeq and is a predicted model, not a curated record. Gene Ontology annotation, biological process: G protein-coupled receptor signaling pathway. The transcript has a single exon. Gene Ontology annotation, molecular function: trace-amine receptor activity. The coding region runs from base 1 to 1032 and encodes 343 amino acids. Gene Ontology annotation, cellular component: membrane. Lineage: Eukaryota; Metazoa; Chordata; Mammalia; Rodentia; Octodontidae.